Messenger RNA from Drosophila subpulchrella, 1039 nucleotides. It is a transcript of the gene Dic2, whose product is annotated as mitochondrial dicarboxylate carrier. The transcript is spliced from 2 exons. NCBI's taxonomy places the organism in Eukaryota, Metazoa, Arthropoda, Insecta, Diptera, Drosophilidae. Gene Ontology annotation, molecular function: thiosulfate transmembrane transporter activity; succinate transmembrane transporter activity; malate transmembrane transporter activity. The record is from RefSeq and is a predicted model, not a curated record. Gene Ontology annotation, biological process: thiosulfate transport; malate transmembrane transport; oxaloacetate transport. Bases 28 to 945 code for a protein of 305 amino acids.
UAAAAGUAAGAUUAUAAAACCAGCAAGAUGUCGAUCAGGAGGGGUGGACUGAUGUCCUAUAAUCAAAAGCGAAUUGCUCGCUGGUACUUUGGGGGCGUGGCCAGUUCUAUAGCCGCCCUGGUGACACAUCCAAUUGAUCUGAUGAAGGUGCUCAUGCAGACACAGGCGGAGAAGUUGUCGAUGAUGCGGACUACUCAAAAGAUACUUCGGGAGCAGGGCGUUUUGGCCUUGUACAAUGGAAUAUCGGCUUCGAUGUUGCGACAAUACACCUACACCUUGUCACGUUUUGGGAUUUAUACAGUGGGCUCUGGCAUGAUGGACACCAGCACCAUGGGAAGCAAAACGCUCCUGGCGGCGAUUGCCGGAGGAAUUGGUGGAUAUGUGGGCGCACCAGCGGAUCUGAUCAACGUCCGCCUGCAGAACGAUGUCAAGAUGCCGAUGGAAAAGAGGCGCAACUACAAACAUGCUAUAGACGGUCUGGUUCGCAUAACCCGAGAAGAAGGAUGGCGCAGUCUGUUCAACGGCUCCUCGAUGACCGCGCUGCGAGGAAUGCUCAUGACCGUGGGCCAGAUCGCCUUCUACGAGCAGAGCAAGUCCUCUCUGGUCCACCUGGGAAUGCCGGAGAAUAUGGGCACCUACAUCACCGCAUCGAUCAUCUCGGCCACGGUGGCCACCACAUUAACACAGCCGAUUGAUGUGGUCAAGACCCGGCGGAUGAACGCUGCCCCUGGCGAAUAUUCCGGUCUGGCGGAUGUGUUCAUUAAAACCUCUAGAGAGGGUCCACUGGCCUUCUUCAAGGGCUAUACGCCCUCCUUAAUGCGAUUAAUGCCGCAUACCGUAUUACUGUUCCUAGGCCUCGAGUUCCUGAGGACCCGUUUCGGCUAUCUGCCUGAACCCAAGCAGGUUGGGCCCUAUUAUCGCUACGAUGAUGUCGAUGACGACUAAUCUGUUCUCUUAUGUUCCAAAUUAUCUGUCCCAUUUUAUGUCUACAGUUGGUUAUUGUAUGUUUGAAAAUUAAAUUACAUUGGUUAUAGGCCUA